CUUUUACUCUGGGUCAGAGCCUGCGCUUUCCUUGAUUUUCCUUGGAAGAGACACCGUUGUUCAAGAUUGACAGCACAUACGAACAAGCAGGGCAUUGGGAAAGGUUGUCCUGAUUGAAUAUACGGACGGUCGUUCCUCGCCUGCAUCCAUACACCUGACAGCAGAGAAACUUCUCACAACGGUCAUGGCGCAUUCGAUCAUCUUCCCACGACGGUCAUUCUUCUACGCAAUUGGCAACACCAGCGCAGAGGUGCUCACUGAUAGCUUACCUCCCGAAGAGCACCUCGAUCUACUCUCGCUUGGGUGCGGCGACCCAAGAAACAUUUUGUAUACUGUUUACUCAGAUGCUACUGCCGAUUCAAGGGCAUACGACAUAACGUGUUGCGACGUUGAGCCAGCUAUUCUUGCACGCAAUGUAUUACUUUUCACGCUCCUUGCCGAUACCGACCAGGGUAGCGAUACGACAAUUUGGGAAAUCUUCUACCAUCUCCGCAUCUCGGGACCCUCGCUCGCUCUCCUCCAGCGCCACUGCUUCAAGCUCCUCGCUGUCUCCGAAAACCUGGACCAGUGGUCGGGCAGCUCCUAUGCGAAAUUCAUCAAACCGCGGACGGAGCAUACACUUCGCGAUAUGCGGCGCUUUUGGUUCAAAUACGUGACAACUACGUUCUUCAUUCCCGCGCUCAAGCAGCAUAUGCGCGAGACAUUGGAGAAAGGCAUUCAGGAAGUAACGGAUGGCUGCGACAACAUGGCCGACGUGCAGACCGCGAGCCUUUCCGCGGGCCUGUUUUGGGAGCAGAUGUUCAAGAGCGGCCUAGCGGGAAAGCACUACGCCCACUACUGGAAGCACGGGGUGGUUGGCGGGUCACCCACUGCAACGGCCACCGAGGUCAAUCCGACCUUUAUGUACACCGAAUUCGGGACGGGCUUCACCUUACACUAUGGCUCGGACCCUAUCCUUGGCUUCCACCUUGCAGGCCUCUUCGCACCUAUCGAAGGGCGUCCGGCGCGCCCCGACAUUGCGGAAAUCGGUGCCUACGUGCAGCGCGAGUUCGGCGACUGGUGCGCGGCCUUCCGUACUCGCCUCGCCUCCGCGGUCAAGUUUGUCAUCCGUCCCUACGUUGGCGACGCUUUGUCCUUCUGCCGCGCGUUGGUUGGAGAAGCAGGACAGACGAUCUCGCUUUUCGAUGGACGUCCCAUCGUGCUGGAUAAUAUCGGCGACGAUGCACUCCCUCGGACAUUCAACGUCAUCGAGACGUCGAACAUAGCGGACCAUAUCGGCCUCUUCAACGUCCUCACGGUGUCCGUCCCUCUGCUGCGCCAAUCGCCAUGGUCCGUCUUGCACACGAAUACUCUGUUGCCGCGCACCGACAAGACCACCAAUGGUUUUCUGGAGCGUGUGGGCAUCGACCUGACUCCGCUUUCCUUGCUCCUUGGUCUCGCCCCUCAGCCCCUAUUGUCGCGUUUCUCCUCGAAACCCCCAUCCAAGCUCACCGGACCCCCGUCCGAUGUCGCCGGUUCACGGUUCCGUCAACCUAUCGCCUGGAAGUAUCCAAUGAGCGGGGAUCAAGCUGUUCUUCAGGAUGGGUCACCUAUCUGGAACUCUGUUGCCCUCGACCCGGAGCGCUUCUCCGAUAUCCUGUUCUCGCUCUAUCUUCACAUGUUCGCCAACGAGAGCCUGGAGAAGAUGAGGGAGAGACGCUCGAUUGAAGGCAGUGACGAUUCUAGUAUCGUUCUCGACGUCCGCGCCAGCUUCACCGCCUUUCUGAAGUUGCUGAAGCGGAGGAUACAAACCGACUGGCUGCGCGCGAUGAAGCUGCUGUUUGACCGAAUCUAUGCUGAUCGCUCGCUCAUGCUGGGCAGCAAUCACUUUCAGGACCUCUUCACGCAGGCGCACAUCAGCGGGCUAUACUCCUUCGGGUAUCUCGCGCCGAUCUUCGACAUGCCACCUUCUUCUAGCAAUGCCCUCUUCGCCAAUUGGCGCGAUACGCCACUGGUCGUAUACCUUGUCAUGCGCGUGCCUCGCUCGGCCUUCCAGCCGCUCAUGGACUUGCCCGUCAGCACUGUCAGUACGCCCAUGCUGCAGUGCGAGCUCGUCGCGCGCUUCCAGUUUCACAGCAUCUUUUCAAGCAUGCAGCUCACGUUCGGCGACGUCGCGCUGGAGGGGCAGGGAGAGAAUGCGAUGGCUGUCAUCUCAAGGGAUGAGGAAGGGUGGCAAGGCGAGGCGCCGGUGGUCGUGUCGCUUGCUGUGCCGUCGCGGCUUCUGCAACUCGAUCCUCAAAAUACGAUGUUUAGGCUGGCGCUUCGCGGGACACCGCAUGCUGCGUCCAACUUGACCUCCACGCUUGGCAUCGAACUCGUUCUUCACUCGGCGAGCCUUAUGGACGAAGGAGUCUACAUCGUCAAGAACCCGGCCCAUGUUCACGGCUUCGGCGGGGUGCAGAAUGUAGAGGGACCCGUCUCAAACGCAUCACACAACGACGCUCCCAUCACCGGAGCGUCACCUGUGGCUGCGAGCGGGUCGCCACAUACUAGGAAGGAUGCAGCAACUAUGCUUUUCAACGAAGGCACCACAACCCCCUCCCACCUUAGCGUUCGGGUCGACUUCCUCAGCGACUCUGCUCGCGAGGCGCUCGCGCCGAAAACCGCCGCCGUCGCCGCGAGGCAGAACUCGCCUUGCACCGUCCAAUUGCUCAUUGGAGAUGGUCAGUUCAGUGAUAUAGUUGCGUAUCCUUUCCCGGUCGACGCUCGUGACGCGAAGGUUAGAGUGGCACGGAAGUCGGGGUAUACGGAGGUCAUUGUCCGCAUCGUGAGCGCAGACCCUGCGGUAACUAGCGGAGGCUACACCUCGAACCGAAUGCCUGUCGUUGUCGCAGGCGGGAAGCCCUUCGCAUGGAACCUCCACUAUGUCAACCUCGCAACCUGUCCGGCCAUGACAUCGUCCCAACCAAUCAGUUUGAUCUACAAGUGGCUGCAGCCGCCGCUCAUGUACACGUUCUCUGACAGAGAACUUGCCAUGCGUCAAGUAGCCGACCACAGCAACACCUUCGUGCAGGUCAAGGGUCACAUCGUCGAAAUGAUGCUCAAUGUUUGCACCUCGAACGAUCGGGUCUUCGGCCUAGGUUUCAACCGCCCCGACGGUACCCAUACCAUCGUAUUCGUCAACGACGUUCGCUUUGACCUGGCCUCGCAGGGCAUGCUGUUGGACGUUUGCGUCUUACCCAUGCCGAGCCACGAGAUGGGUGUGAAGGUCAAGGACUUUCUUCUGGAUAUAUCGCUCUCGGGAAACAUCUGUUCUAUAGCCACGGACGACGAGGAGCGCGUGUCUUGGAAGAAGAUGCUUCCCGCCUUUGUCGAGAGGUGCAGGACUUGGGCGCAUCGACCCGACUGUCAAUACCUAGAAAGAGGCGCACCGCUCGCCACCGGGCAUUUCGACAACCCCAUCUGCGCAUGCGGAAAAGGUAAAGACAUACCGACCAACGACGUCUUGCGCCGUUGCCCACCGUUAGCGCGUCUGGUGACGCGAGCAGCCAUCGGACUCGCGUUCCCCGUGCCCUACCUGGAGGAUAUCGGUGCCAAGGGCAGUGCAUCCACGAAGACGAUGGAGCAAUUGGUCAACGAGGAUCGUUGCUGGGCGUGCAUGAAGGGCGGAGUGCAGCUGAUGGCCUGCUCGAGGUGCAAGAAAAUCAAGUACUGCUCGAGGGCGUGCCAGGCGAAGGACUGGAAUGCACAUAAAGAAAUAUGCGCCGUUAUCGGGGCAGGGAUGUACUUUGGACUGUGAAAAUAGUGUGGCGUUUCGAGGGUGGCAGUGCGCGUUAGAUACACAGUUUCUGUUUGCAGCUACAAAACCAAGCGACGAGAUGAGCGCACGGUAAAUAAAUCAUUCGUAUACUGGUAGUAUGACAC
Schizophyllum commune H4-8 is the source of this 3903-nucleotide messenger RNA. RefSeq lists its product as uncharacterized. The transcript is spliced from 3 exons. The coding region runs from base 185 to 3778 and encodes 1197 amino acids. The record is from RefSeq and is a predicted model, not a curated record. Gene Ontology annotation, biological process: regulation of transcription by RNA polymerase II. Gene Ontology annotation, cellular component: nucleus. Lineage: Eukaryota; Fungi; Basidiomycota; Agaricomycetes; Agaricales; Schizophyllaceae. Gene Ontology annotation, molecular function: DNA-binding transcription factor activity, RNA polymerase II-specific.